UCUUCUUCUUCCCUUGUUUUCUUUUGCUUUCUUUUCAACCAAACAAAUAAGCGUCGCGUGAUUUUCCUCGUUAUUUCACUUAAUAAUAGUUAAUUAUUUCGAUUCUCCACAAAGGGAAAAAUAAAAACCACCGAUCAUCUUUUAGAAAAACAAAACGUAAAGCGUAGAAUUUCCUUUCUGUAUAAUCGAAGAGAAUCGGCCGCGUGAGUUUAAUUCAUUCUGGAAAUUCGGUAUUUUAGAAAAAUCCCUGAGGAAUUUUCUCGGCUGACAUUUCUAUUGCGAUUGGGAGCUCUUCGUUGAGAAUUUGAUGGAUACCAAUAACUGGAGGUCUACUCCUCCCAGUGGAGAGCCCCCCAUGGAUCCAGGUGAUUGGAGAGCCCAGUUGCAUCCAGAUUCACGACAAAGAAUAGUCAACAAGAUAAUGGAUACAUUGAAGAGGCACCUUCCAUUUUCUGGUCAAGAUGGUUUAAAUGAACUCAGGAAAAUUGCUGUAAGGUUUGAGGAUAAGAUUUUUGCAGCUGCAACCAGCCAGACUGAUUAUCUAAGGAGAAUAUCUUUGAAGAUGCUUACAAUGGAGAACAAGUCUCAGAAUGCUAUACCCAACACAGGGAAUAACAGCAAACCACCUGAUCCAGGUUCUCAAGGCAUGCAGAACCAAGUUCACAAUCAGGGGCAAUCAGUUCCUAUCUCGUUACAAAGUAAUCAAUCUCAAGCACAACUGUUAUCCCAGAGUGUUCCAAAUAACAUGGCAUCUGCUGGAGUUCAAAGUUCUGCUGGUUUACAAUCUGGAAUACCUACUGUAUCUGGUCUAACCCAAAAUCCUGUACCUAAUGUUGUUGGCCAGAAUUCGAACAUGCAGAACAUGUCUGGAAUUUCACAGAACUCAGUGGGGCAUGGGAUGUCUUCCAAUAUUUUUGCUAAUCAGCAGCGACAAAUGCAAGGAAGGCAACAGGUGCUUCCGCAACAGCAACAACAGCAGCAGCAUCUAUACCAUCAGCAGUUACAAAACCAACUUACGAAACAACAGAUUCAACAGGGAAAUCUCCAGCCCUCACUUAUGCAGUCUCACAUGCAGCAACAGCAGACCCUAUUACCACCUACUCAGUUGCAAUCUUCCCAGCAAUCUGGUAUACAAACCUCAUCCAUUAUACAGCAGUCUUCCAUGCAAGCAACUCCUGUUCCUGGUCUACAACACAACCAGCAAUCUUCUCUACAACAGUCAACUCAGUCUAUACUUCAGCAACAUCAACAGUUUAGACAGCAGCAACAGGCACAACAGGCUGCCAGUUCUGGUAUUCAUCAACAAACACCAAUGGCUCAGCAAUCAAUGAUGCCUCAGCAGCAGCAGCAGCCUCCACAGCCACAACACCAGCAGCCACAAAUGAUGGGACACCAGACAAAUGCUGCAAAUACACAGCAAAAUCUGUUAAUUGGACAACAAAACAGCAUUGCGGAAAUGCAGCAGCAGAGGUUGCUAGGCCAGGCUAAUAAUCUUCCAAACCUACAGCAACAGCAUCGGCAGCAGUUAAUGGCUCAAAAAAAUAACCUGUCAAAUAUCCAUCAGCAACAGUUGGGUCCUCAGAGUAAUAGUUCUGGAUUACAGCAACAGCAACCACAAUUAAUUGGAAACCAGUCGGGUAACUCAAGCAUGCAAACUAACCAGCAAUCUUUACACAUGCUAUCCCACCCUAAAGUUCCACUCCAACAAACGCAGCAGAGUGCAUCUAAUUUGUUACCAACACAAGGGCAGGCAUCCCAGCAGUCACAGCAGCAACAACAACUGAUGUCGCAGAUGCAAUCACAGUCUAAUUUGCAGCAACAAUUGGGUUUGCAACAGCAACCGAAUCAGUUACAACCAAAUAUGCAGCAAAGGAUUCAAACAUCAGGUCAAGUAUCAAGCUCCUUGCUUCAAUCACAAAAUUUGACAGACCAGCAAAAGCAGUUGUAUCAAUCACAAAGAGCUGUUCAGGAGACAUCAUCAACAUCUUUAGAUUCCACAGCUCAAACAGGGCUUGCUAACGGUGGUGAUUUGCAAGAAGAGGUAUAUCAGAAGAUCCAGACAUUGAAGGAGACAUACUUGCCUGAAUUAAAUGAGAUGUACCAGAAAAUUGCUACCAAGUUGCAGCAGCAUGAUUCUAAUCCACAGCAGCCAAAGUCUGAGCAGCUUGAGAAGUUUAAACUAUUCAAGGCCAUGUUGGAGCGCAUUUUAGCUUUCUUAUCUGUUCCCAAAGCGAGUAUAACAGCCCCUUUCAAGGAGAAGUUGAGUUCGUAUGAGAAUCAGAUAAUAAAUUUUGUGAAUUCCAAUAGGCCAAGGAAGCCUGUCUCGAUGCUGCAGCAAGGACAGUUUCCUCCACCUCAUAUGCAUUCCAUGCAACAAGCACAAACACAAAUGAAUCAGACACAGUCUCAUGAUAAUCAAAUGAACCCUCAGUUGCAGUCGAUAAAUUUACAAGGUUCUGUGCCAGCAAUGCAGCCUAACAACAUGACAAGCAUGCAGCAUAAUUCUUUGUCACCUGGGGUUUCGACAGCACAGCAGACCAAGUUAAAUUCAUUACAGCCAGGUUCCAAUAUGGAUUCAGGACAAGGUAAUACCCUUGUCUCAAUGCAGCAGGUUGCUUCAGGACCAUUACAACAGAAUCCUGUGAGUACUUCCCAGCAGGCAAAUUUUAACAGCUUGUCAUCACAAAGUGGGGCAGGUGUCCUGCCGCAUAACAUUAAUCCUCUUCAGUCAAGUUCCAGCAUGCUUCAGCACCAGCAUAUGAAACAACAUCAAGGACAGCAAAUGCUACAGUCACAAAAGUACAAGCAACAGUUUCAACAACGCCAAAUGCAGCACCAAUAUAUACAACAGAAGCAGCAGCUACUGCAACAACAACAGCAGCUGCAGCAGCCGCAGCAGCAAGCAAAGCAACAACUGUCCACUCAAAUGCAGACACACCAGAUGCCCCAGCUGCAUCAGAUGAGUGAUGCGAAUGAUAUGAGGCAGGGGAUGGGUUCUAAGUCUGGGGUAUUCCAACAUCUUCCGGCAGGCCAGCGGCAAUCUUAUACCCAUCAGCAGUUGAAACCAGGUGCUCAAUUUCCCGUUUCUUCACCGCAGCUACUUCAGGCUGCAUCUCCUCAGAUGCCUCAGCAUUCUUCCCCACAGGUUGAUCAGCAAAACCUGAUAACAUCCAUCUCAAAAUCUGGAACUCCCUUGCAAUCUGCAAAUUCACCUUUUGUUGUUCCUUCACCUUCAACUCCGUUGGCUCCAUCACCUAUGCCUGGGGAAUCCGAAAAACCUGUUCAGGGAACUUCUCUCACAAAUGUUGCUACUAUCGGAAAUCAACAAGGAACUGGUGUUCAUGCAGGCUCCCAAUCCCUUGCAAUCGGCACUCCAGGCAUAUCAGCCUCACCUCUGCUUGCUGAGUUUACUGGUGCAGAUGGAACUCAUGCUAAUGCUUUGACAGCUGUUUCCAGCAAGUCAAGCAAUACGGAGCAACCUCUUGAACGUUUAAUGAAAGCAGUGAAAUCCAUUUCACCUGUAGCAUUGGGUGCAGCUGUAAGUGACAUUGGCUCAGUUAUCAGCAUGACUGACAGGAUAGCAGGUUCAGCCCCAGGUAAUGGGUCCAGGGCUGCAGUAGGUGAGGAUCUGGUUGCCAUGACAAAGUGUCGUCUGCAAGCAAGAAAUUUCAUCAGUCAAGACGGAAUGAGUGGGUCAAAGAAAAUUAGGCGUCACACUAGUGCCAUGCCCCUAAAUGUUGUAUCAUCUGCUGGCAGUUUGAAUGAUAGUUUCAAACGGCUAACUGGUUCGACAUCUGACUUAGAGUCAACUGCUACGUCUAGUGUCAAGCGGCCAAGAAUUGAGGCUAAUCACUCCCUUUUGGAAGAAAUAAGGGAAAUAAACGGAAGACUUAUAGACACAGUGGUUGAUAUCAGUGAUGAAGAUGUUUAUCCUGCUGCAGCAGCUUCAACUGCAGAAGGGGGUGAAGGAACCAUUGUCAAGUGCUCUUUCAGUGCUGUGGCUCUCAGUUCAAACUUGAAAUCACAGUACAUGUCAGUACAAAUGUCACCAAUUCAGCCCUUGCAUUUGCUAGUCCCCACAAAUUAUCCAAAUUGUUCUCCGAUCGUAUUAGACAAGUUUCCGGUUGGAGUCAGUAAGGAGCAUGAAGACCUUUCAGUGAAAGCAAAGUGUAGGUUUAGUAUAUCACUGCGUAGCCUUCCACAGCCCAUGUCACUUAGUGACAUAGCAAGGACUUGGGAUGUUUGUGCCCGAGCGGUUAUUUCCGAUCAUGCAAAACUGAGCGGCGGUGGCAGCUUUAGUUCAAAAUACGGGAGUUGGGAGAAUUGCUUGAGUGCUGCAUAGCCAUCUUUUCCGAUACAGUCAAAAGCCUAAAUCAGAUUUGUUUGAUGAUGGAUGUCAAGAACUUGCCUCAGCUGCUACGGAGGACUGAGUAAGCAGUUUUUGGAUGCAUAUCUUUGUAACUAAAGGAAGCAGUCUCUAUUGAUAGUUGUAGAUUCGAGACAACUCCCCGUGAUGGUUCAUAGCUACUGUCGGUAAGUAAUUAGUGCUCACAUUUCGGCCAACUUCGCUAUAAAUUCUGUUCGGAACCAGCCUUCACUAUGUUAUGUUUAUCUAUAGCAGUUUUUUGGAUGGUUAAGUGGGGAAAGCAUUUUUACUUUGUUGUCUUUGGUUAAUAAUAAGCAGAAUUAUUCA
Molecule: messenger RNA, 4693 nt
Organism: Hibiscus syriacus
Lineage: Eukaryota; Viridiplantae; Streptophyta; Magnoliopsida; Malvales; Malvaceae
Product: mediator of RNA polymerase II transcription subunit 15a-like
Exons: 12
Coding region: 308-4342 (1344 amino acids)
Biological process (GO): regulation of DNA-templated transcription
Molecular function (GO): chromatin DNA binding; transcription coactivator activity
Source: RefSeq, a predicted model, not a curated record